AUGUCUUCCGAGGACAAGUACGAGACGUUGGAGAAGAUUGGCCAUGGAUCCUUCGGUGUCAUCCGCAAGGUUCGGCGGAAGGCCGAUGGCUUCAUCAUGUGCCGAAAGGAAAUCUCAUACCUCCGAAUGUCGCAAAAGGAGCGCGAGCAGCUCCACGCCGAGUUCCAGAUUCUGUCGACCCUCCGCCAUCCCAACAUCGUCGCCUACUACAACCGUGAACACCUCAAGGUCAGCCAAGACCUGCACCUGUACAUGGAGUACUGCGGCAACGGCGACCUCGGUCGUGUCAUCAAGGACCUCACAAUGAAGGGUCAACGAGCCCAAGAAAGCUUUGUCUGGAGCAUCUUCAGCCAGCUGGUCAUGGCCUUGUAUCGGUGUCACUAUGGCAUCGACCCGCCCGAGGUUGGCGCCAAUGUUUUGGGUUUGACACAGGGGACUGCGGCAGGUCCCAAGGUUCCCGCUGGAACUAUGACUAUUCUACAUCGUGACUUGAAGCCCGAGAAUGUCUUCCUCGGCGAGGACAACUCGGUCAAGCUUGGAGACUUUGGUCUCUCCAAGAUGAUCAAGUCCCACGACUUUGCUUCUACCUACGUCGGCACACCAUUCUACAUGUCGCCCGAGAUCUGUGCUGCCGAAAAGUACACACUCAAGUCGGACAUUUGGUCCCUGGGCUGCAUCAUCUACGAGCUCUGCGCACGAGAGCCGCCAUUCAACGCCAAGACACAUUUCCAGCUUGUGCAAAAGAUCAAGGAGGGCAAGUUCCCUGCCCUGCCUGAUGUCUACUCUCCCGAACUUGGCCAGGUCAUCAAGGACUGCCUCAGGGUCAACCCUGACCGGAGACCCGACACGGCGUCGCUGCUUAACCUGCCUGUUGUCAGGCUCAUGCGCAAGGAGAAGGAGGUUGUCGACCUCAACAAGUCACUCAAGCUGAGGGAAGACGCUCUCCGUAAGAAGGAGAGAGAGGUGAUGGAGAGGCUCGCCGGCCUUGAGAUGGAGAAGGAGCUCAUCCGAGAAGAGCUGGACUCGUCGCUGCGGAGAGAGUGGGAGGUCAAGGCCCGCCUGAAGAUUGAUCACCUGGUCAACGCCGAGAUUGAACAACUACAUGUCCGCUUUGAGGAAGAGGUGCAGGCUCGGGUGGAGGAAGAAGUCCAAGCCCGUGUCGAGGCCGAGCUGCAGAAGAAGACAGUCGCCUUUGUCGGCUCAAGACCCCAGAGUCGCGAGGACGAGCACCCGACAUCACCAGCCAAGUCGGAUUUCAAGCCGGAUUACCCUCACUCGUCGGUCAACACCAGCGGAGACGAGUUCCCCUCGACGACGGACCUCACUGAGUACUCCAUCGAUAGCCCCGAGAGUUUCCGGGAGACGAAGAAGACGACGCGCACGCCCUUCGCCCGUGCGCAGACAAUGUUUGUGGGCAACGCUGCUAAUACGCCCAUGGACAUUGAGAUGGGCUCGCCCAGCCCCAUCGCCGCCAUUGAGUCGCUGUCCCUAUCACCCCGUCGCAAUGGAGGUACCAAGGCCCCGACUUACAACGCGGGCAACAUCUUCACGGCCAACAUCUUUGCCAACAACGCCAACCGAAGCUCGGGCGAGAGCCGGUGGGAUAACCCUCGUGGCGAGCCGUCCUUGUCUGAUUCUGAGGAUGACGACAUCAUGCCCUCGCCGACUCGCAACAUCAAGUCAUCCAAGAACCCCUUCACAUCAAAGACUCGCCCUGUCUUGACGUCGCAAAAGUCGUGCCCCAUCAACCGACUCAAGCCUGUGGCCUCGAACCCCGGCUUUGUGUCGAAGCAGAUCAUGCCCCAAGCCGAAUCUGGUCCUAGAUCUCCCAACCGACGACUAAGCAAGAUACCAUCUGCGGCGUCGCUUCAGCCUGAGGCCAGCACUACUCAGGGUCUGACUCGCACUCUGUCGCUUAACAGCAACAGGAAGAACGCGGACGAGGCGAUGGGCAGGAUGGUUGCCAAGAACAACAUGGCCAACAUCAAGGGCCGAACCCUCGUCGAGCUGCAACAGGCUCGUGCUGGCGGACGUCCCAUGAGCGCUGUUGUUCUCCCCACCACCGGUGAGAACGUGAGCCCCAAGAGGGCAUUCAGAGACCGUAUCGGCCUUGAGCGGAAGUCGAGCGGCGACGAGCCCGUGGCUGUAUGGGAUCCAGAGCGUGACGAGAUGCCCAGUCCAUUCCUCGUCCGAGCUCGACGCAUCGCCCGGGUAUAG
Fusarium keratoplasticum is the source of this 2217-nucleotide messenger RNA. Its product is annotated as Protein kinase domain-containing protein. Bases 1 to 2217 code for a protein of 738 amino acids. Gene Ontology annotation, cellular component: centrosome; nucleus; cytoplasm. The record is from RefSeq and is a predicted model, not a curated record. Lineage: Eukaryota; Fungi; Ascomycota; Sordariomycetes; Hypocreales; Nectriaceae. The transcript has 3 exons. Gene Ontology annotation, biological process: protein phosphorylation; chromosome segregation. Gene Ontology annotation, molecular function: ATP binding; protein kinase activity.